Daphnia pulicaria is the source of this 991-nucleotide messenger RNA. RefSeq names its product 40S ribosomal protein S3a-like (gene RpS3A). The record is from RefSeq and is a predicted model, not a curated record. Gene Ontology annotation, molecular function: structural constituent of ribosome. Bases 100 to 903 code for a protein of 267 amino acids. The transcript has 5 exons. NCBI's taxonomy places the organism in Eukaryota, Metazoa, Arthropoda, Branchiopoda, Diplostraca, Daphniidae. Gene Ontology annotation, cellular component: ribosome; cytosol. Gene Ontology annotation, biological process: translation.
GAAGUAGUUUCUUUCGUUGCCGCUAGUUGUGCAUUGAAGUCUGUGAGGUUCUUUUCCAAGCCAAGUCUUUUCUAAUCAACGAGUGCUCCCAUAUUGAACAUGGCUGUUGGAAAGAAUAAGGGACUUUCAAAGGGGGGUAAAAAGGGUCUGAAGAAGAAGAUUAUCGACCCUUUCACUCGCAAGGACUGGUAUGACAUUAAGGCACCGUCUAUGUUCGCCGUCCGUCAGGUCGGCAAAACAUUGGUCAACAGGACCCAGGGAACACGUAUCGCUUCCGAGGGCUUGAAGGGCCGUGUGUUUGAAGUUUCACUUACUGAUCUUCAGAACGAGUCCGAUUCCGAGAGGGCAUUCCGCAAGUUCAAGCUCAUCUCUGAAGAUGUUCAGGGCCGCAACUUGUUGACCAACUUCCAUGGUAUGGAUAUGACUACUGACAAACUCCGCUCCAUGGUCAAGAAAUGGCAAUCCCUGAUUGAAGCCAGUGUUGAGGUCAAGACCUCUGAUGGUUAUCUUCUCCGUGUUUUCUGCAUUGGCUUCACCAAGAAGGAAGCUGAAUCUACACGAAAGACUUGCUAUGCCCAACAUGCUCAGAUCAAGUCUAUCCGCAAGAAGAUGGUUGACAUCAUCACCCGUGAGGUUGGCUCAGUUGACUUGAAAGAGGUUGUCAGCAAGUUGAUCCCCGACUCCAUCAGCAAGGACAUUGAGAAGUCCUGCCAGGGCAUCUACCCUCUCCAUGAUGUCAACAUCAGGAAAGUCAAAGUCCUCAAGAAGCCCAAAUUCGACAUCGGUAAACUCCUUGAAUUGCACGGAGAUGGUGGAAAGUCUGGAGUUGGCGGUGAAGGUGGAGUUUCUGGAUCAGUCGACCGACCAGAAGGCUACGAACCCCCUGUCCAAGAGUCCGUUUAAUUGAAGAAAUGUUUUGCCAUCUUCUUGAACUGACAUUUGAGACAGCGUGAAGGCGGUGGCCCCAAUAAAAAAAAAACUUCAAAAAAAA